AUGGAGCUUUUGAUGGAAUAUGACAGUGAUAGUGACUCUGGUGAGGCUAAUACACAAGAGUUGCAAAAUGGUAGUCGCUCAGUGUACCUUAUUACGUAUAGUCAAGCCGAUAAAGCAGUAUUUCCAACACGGAAAGACUUUGCUUUAGAAGUUGAGAAGUCCUUUUCGACUGGCAAAGUUAAGGUCGUGCAAUGGUGUUGCUCAGAGGAGGAACACAGAAAUAAAGGAAAACAUUACCAUAUAGUGGUAAAGCUUACACAAAACCAGCGAUGGCUUACCUCUAAGAGGUUCCUAAUGGAAAAUUACGGCGUAAGUGUCCACUACUCGAGUGCCCAUCACGACUAUUACAGUGCAUGGAGAUAUGUCACGAAGUCGGAUAAAGAUUUUGUACAAAGUGAAAACCACCCCCGUCUACGAGAGGCUCCUAAACCAAAAACGACUAAUGCGAGCCGGGCCAGAUGCAGCAAGAGGAAAGUGAAACGUCCAGCUCGAUAUUCUAGUGCCCAGGACACCUUGCUCGAAGAUGAAGACGAAGAAGGAGAGAGGCCAACCGCCAGGAAACGCAAAAAAAGACUAACAGCAUUCGAGGUGUCGCAGAUCAUGGUAGAGGGGAACAUUAAGAAUUUGAUUGAGCUUCAAGCCCUUGCGUUUGAACAAAAAGAGGAAGGAAAAACUGAUCUGGCCGAGUUCCUAGUCAAUCGAAAUUCUCGAGCAGUUGCUGAUAUGAUGCAAUCUACAUGGGAGAUAGAGGAAGCGAAAGCUAAAUUGGAGAGAGCAAAGAAAACAAGAAUGGAACUGCUACAGGAGGCAAGACGGAGUGAAUGUGCACAAGGUUGUAACGGCGAUUGGUUAAGUUGUGCUGAAGAGAUUCUUCACAAUAAUGGCUUAUCAGUAGAGUACUUCGGCGAAGUCGUACGCGAUCUAUUAAGCAAGGGCCGAGGGAAGUUCCGAAAUAUAAUGCUAACAGGUCCAGCAAAUUGUGGGAAAACGUUUCUCCUCAACCCUCUCACACUUAUUUUCAACACCUUUUGCAACCCAGCUUCGGGCACUUUCGCAUGGAUUGGGGCGGAAACAGCAGAGUGUAUCUUUCUCAAUGAUUUUCGCUGGUGUCCACAGCUGUUGCCAUGGCACGACUUGCUUUUGUUGUUGGAAGGCCAUGUAGUUCAUUUACCGGCACCCAAAACCCACUUUUCCAAGGACAUAACCUUCGAAAAUGAUACCCCAAUAUUUUGCACAAGCAAGAACCCAUUGGUUUUCAUAAAAAAUGGCGUUAUUGAUGAGCGAGAAACCGAAAUGAUGCGUGUGCGUUGGAAAUUAAUCCAAUUCAACUAUCAAAUCCCGCCAAACACCCAGCGGGACAUUACGUCAUGUGCACGUUGUUUUGCAACGUUAAUAUUAGGCUAAUAUUCCAACUAUUUCAUCUGAAUUUUUUUAUAGAACGGUUAACCUACUAAAAACUUUAUGGUUGUCUCAUAAAAGCACGGUAAACAGGCGUUUUUGACGGUAAACGACCAACUUACUAAAAUAACAAUGAUUGAUCUCUAAUCUAUUAUUAGAAAUCGUAGUUUGGGCUGUUUAUCGUGUUUUUCGAGAGCAAAUGCUUGGUUAAUCGUGCAAAAUGUUUCUAUUUGUAGUUUGUUGAUCAUUACCGUAGGAAUUAAUAUAUAUAGAACAAUACAGAACGAGAAAAAUGGUUAA
Messenger RNA from Paramuricea clavata, 1698 nucleotides. The record is from the annotation of a GenBank genome assembly. Lineage: Eukaryota; Metazoa; Cnidaria; Anthozoa; Malacalcyonacea; Plexauridae.